This is a messenger RNA of Drosophila nasuta, 1435 nucleotides long. RefSeq lists its product as uncharacterized. The transcript has 4 exons. The record is from RefSeq and is a predicted model, not a curated record. NCBI's taxonomy places the organism in Eukaryota, Metazoa, Arthropoda, Insecta, Diptera, Drosophilidae. Bases 284 to 931 code for a protein of 215 amino acids.
UUUAUACUCAUACUCCUGAGUACAAUUGUGUCGAAAAGGCAUAUGAAUAACCGGUGCACCGGUUGAGUGUGUAUACCCGUGUCGUUCUCUGUUGUGAGAACAACCGAUAACGAAGUAGAGGUUCAAUCGAAAGCCGCAGUUCAGUUUAAGUUUCAGUUCAAGAUUGACAAUCGCAGUUGUAGAUUCAGUUAAAGAUUCAUAAUUUACCUAUUCCAUAUUAUCCUUGCAUCUCUACAUUUAUAAAUAUUUAUUUUGUGAGUAAAAAGAACGAAAAGUUGUAAAAAUGGUAAAACCUUUGGAAAAAGCUUGUGGCAUGGAACUUCGCACCGCUGGUUUAAUUAUUGGCUGGUUAGGAGUGUUUGGAAACGUUUUGUAUUUUUGUAUGGCGGCUGUGGCUGUUACUUUGGUAAAAGCGAUUAAGGAGGCUGAAUAUGAGUCAGCAGAAAAUGGCAAAGAGGCAAGAUCACAUGACCAAGCAGAAGCUGCUGCUACCGUAAUCGGCGGUAUCCUCAUGGGUGCUAGCAUCUUGGGUGCUGUGAUAUCAGGAUUACUCAUAUACGGAAUAAAGCAGAUCCGACAUUCUAUGUUGCUCCCCUGGUUGGUGUUAGGUGCUCUUGGCAUUGUAUUCAGCUGUUACCAAUUGUUGCUAUGCUUGUGGGACUUUGUUGCUGGUUCACACAAUUUCCAAGUCUUCUUGUUCCAAGUAUUUUCUACCGGUCUGUGUGGCUACAUUUAUUAUGUAAUUUACUCACUAUACACACAUAUGAAAAAAGGUAGCGGAAAGGGUCGCGUAUUGACUCCGCCACGAGCAGCAGCAGUACCAUUGCAACAAACCGUGCCUACCGCAAAUCCCCCUAACGUAUAUCCCACUAACGCCGAAUAUCCUCCCAACGAAUAUCCAACUACCUACCCCACCGAUAAUAAGGUAUAAGUUCGGGAAACCUCGUCUUUGUUAUAUGUAUCGCCACUUAUGGAAGCUUACUCAUCGAGAUUCCCAUCACCUUAAAAGGACACCAAAUAAGAGAAUAUCAAAUAUUGACGAAUAUUUACACUGCGAAUAUUAUUAUUAAUGACACUUCUUAGCAUUUAAAAAACCUAAAGCCGAUUACCAACAAAAUAAUUAACUUACUGCAUACUAACUAUAUUGUCGUUUAUUAGAUUCAAUUAAUUAAUAUUAAUAACACCAUUGUUUAUUCGUUUACCACAACAUUUAAUUAUGGCCUCAUGAACACAGGUUUUAAAUUUAUUAAAAAGAUUAGAAAUGUGACUCAAUCACUGUUCAACAUUUCUGUGCACUUAACUUUCUUGGUUUUAUUCAUAAUGCAUAUAUGUGUAUAAAUAUAAAUAUGACGGAAUUUUUUCUGGAGUCUUAAAAAAAAAAAACUUAAAAAACCACAUAAAUUGUUUGACUCCAACGAAAAUUUGUUAAAAUUAA